Molecule: messenger RNA, 2468 nt
Organism: Maylandia zebra (zebra mbuna)
Lineage: Eukaryota; Metazoa; Chordata; Actinopteri; Cichliformes; Cichlidae
Source: RefSeq, a predicted model, not a curated record
ACGAGCUUUUUCCUCCGUGCCUAGUCUCCUGUACAGAACAGAAUGCAUUCAGCUUGUCAAAUUUACAUACGUUUUCGAUCGCUACAGUGUGACUCUGCAGUGCUGUGCUGUAUGUUUGUAAGUUUUCUCCCCAACAAACACAACAAUGGCUACGAAACAUUUUGAACCAUCAAAGGCAACUGCGGUACCACCCAUAAGGCAGAGGAAGGAACCAUCGCACAAAAGGUUGGACUUCCGGACAUGCUAAAGGAAGGUAGAAGUUACCGUAUUUUCCGGAUUAUAAGGCACACCGGAUUAUAAGGCACGUUAAGCGAAACAAAACAGGGACUCUAAGAAGCCCCAAAGUGUGUGCAAGUUUUAAGGAUCUGCUGAUAUUCUUCUUCUGCCACAACAAUGUCCACGCUGAAGCCAACCACCAUGCUGCCAGCUAUCUGUGACAAUGCUGCCACAGCCUGCUCGGGCACAGACUGCCUUGUUCCUCCCAGUAACUUCAAUGCCAUCCUGGGAGUAGUGAUGAGCACGGUGCUCACCAUCAUGCUCGCAAUGGUCAUGUUCGCCAUGGGCUGCAGAGUGGAGGCUGCAAAGCUGUGGGGCCACAUUAAGAAGCCAUGGGGCAUUAUCAUUGGCUUCCUCUGCCAGUUUGGCAUUAUGCCUUUCACAGCUUUUGCCUUGUCACUGGCUUUUGGGGUCCAGGCUGUGCAGGCAGUGGUCAUCAUCAUCAUGGGCUGCUGUCCAGGUGGCUCAAUCUCCAACAUCAUCUGCUACUGGUUGGAAGGAGACAUGGACCUCAGUCUCAGUAUGACAGCCUGCUCCUCUCUCCUGGCCUUGGGGAUGAUGCCUCUCUGUCUUUUAAUCUACACCAGUGUAUGGACAUCCAGUGACACCAUCAAGAUCCCGUAUGACAGUAUCGGUAUCACACUGGCAGCCCUAAUCAUCCCGAUCGGUGUGGGAAUGUACGUAAAGCACAGGUGGCCUGAGAUGGCAAAAAAGAUCCUGAAGGUUGGAUCCAUUGUUGGCUUGGUUCUCAUUGUUAUUAUAGCUGUGAUUGGAGGAGUCCUCUACCAGUCGUCCUGGACCAUUGCUCCCUCCCUGUGGAUAAUUGGCACCAUCUACCCCUUUAUUGGAUUGAGCCUUGGGUUCUUCCUGGCUCGCUUUGUGGGUCAACCCUGGUACAGAUGUCGAACCAUUGCACUGGAGACAGGUAUCCAGAAUGUCCAGUUGUGCAGCACUAUCGUCCAGCUGUCCUUCAGCCCAGAGGAGCUGGAAACCAUGCUUGCCUUCCCCCUCAUAUACAGCAUCUUCCAGCUCGUGUCAGCACUCGUCUUUGUGGGAUGCUUCCAGCUUUAUAAAAGAUUUUGUGGCGGCUCGUCUACAAACAGUGACGCUACAUACUUGGAAGGUCAGAACGCUGAUGUAGAAGAGCAAAAGCACUGCCCACAGGAAAAUGGUGGCUUUGAGGGCGAUGAGAGCAACAACACGGAUGUGAAGGAUAAAAGCACUGACAAAAGCACUGCGCUGUGAUAUUGCAGCUCUGAAAACCAGAGACUUUGGAUUGUUGGUAUGAGCAAUAACAACUGCAUCAGUGAUCACAGCAUUUGGACUCUACUGUGAAGACACACUGCACUCUGCAGGCUGUAUGUGCACCACACUAAACCAUUUGGAAAAGUUUUAGCUGAACAGGGUUGCACAAAUUUCUUCCCCGGGACAGUCAGUAUCUAACUUCAAGUGGGAACGUGGUGGGGACCAACUGCUGAAUUAUGUGUUAUUUACUUUUAUUCAUAUCUAAAUAUUUAGAACCACUUUGCCUGUACAUUGUUAGACAUGUGUCUUAAUCAGUGCUUCAGUGAUUGUAAACAGGGUGUUUGGGGUUUUUUGUAAGGUGACAGCCAUAAUUUAUUUCAUAUUAAUGUUAUUUCAAUAGCAACAAGAACACAGUGAUGACAACAAAGAACAAAAUGUGAUAUAAUGAUGUAGUUACAGCUUAAGAGAAAUCUAUGUGAGAUCCAGUCAUGUCAAUGUAAAGCUGUUAGCAUGAAUUAACUGUGUAACAGCUCCAUAAAAGUAGCAGUAGUAGUUAAACAGAUUUUUAUUAUUACUAUUUUGGUUAUUUAUUGUUAAUUAUUAUUUUAUUAUUAAAAUUGGUCAGUAAAUCCUGUGGUUAGUUGUUGAGUGAGGAAGUAGCUAAAAGCCAAGUGUGAAUGAUUGAAAUAAUAAUUUAAUAGUCAUACAUAAAUGGUUAAUAAGAAUGUAAUCAGUCUUUGAAAGUCUGGGGUUUCAGUGAUCAGUUUUUCUGUCCAUACUCAAGCAUCAGACUUUGAAAUCAACAUAUUCACACUUUAAUGUAUGAGUCUGCUGUACUGCAAAGGGACUUUGUUUAAUGAAGCAAUUACAGUUUAAUUUCAUUUACUUGGACAUUUUUUUUAAAUGAUGAACACAAACAGUUUUUAAUGAAUACAUUUCUGUUCUCA